This is a messenger RNA of Daldinia loculata, 2207 nucleotides long. RefSeq lists its product as uncharacterized. The transcript has a single exon. Lineage: Eukaryota; Fungi; Ascomycota; Sordariomycetes; Xylariales; Hypoxylaceae. The record is from RefSeq and is a predicted model, not a curated record. The coding region runs from base 448 to 2097 and encodes 549 amino acids.
AAUAGAAGAAGAGAAAAACAAGAAACAGUCAACACGUCUCCUUACCUCCUGCGGGAUAUUGUGGUUCUUAACCCUGCAUCACUCAGUCGAAGACCACAUUUCUUUUUCCCAAACCGAUCAAUUUUUAUCUCCUUCAAUCACAUUACAUGAUCGACUCCAUCCCGACUUUCUGACGCUACAAGUCUCGCCCGCAACGUCUGUUCGCAGGUCCCCACUUGAUCCUGACCCCAUUCAUCUAGCCUGCCUCCCAUAUCUUACAUACAUACCUACAUACCACUUUUCCCUUCCAAUUCUUCCAAGUCACUCGUCCACCAUUAUCAGCACUGUACGGCUAGUGCAUAGGACAACUGCCACGCAUUCGGAAACCCACUUCGUUGGGUAGCAGGACAGCUCCGCCAUUCCUGAUUCAGUGACUGGAUUCACUUAUCAGGCACGCAAGCCCUCGGCAUGGCGAAGAAGUCAACUCCUUCUGUUGCAUACUUUGAAGAGGCGGACGACGACGGACAUCUCAUACCCGGCGCUGAACCUAAAUACGCCCGCUCCACUCCGAGCAGUCCUUCUAAAGAAAAACCUAACACCGGUAGAUCACGCAAAGAUUCGACGAGGAGAGAAAGAUCACCUCCCCCUUCAUUCUCAGAUUCUGACACUACCGAACCUCCUCUCGUCUCCAAGAGAGACUCCAGAUCCAGCAAGAUGAAGGGAGAUAAGAAACGAGAUCCCCUUGUCAAGCAGCAGCGUCCUGCUCCCCGCUCGCACAAGACCGCUCCGUCGGCCCCAUCACGAAUUUCUGAUGAGUCGUCUUAUUACGGAAUUCAUCCUCAGCAGACCGUUGCCGCCUCCAGACCACGGGCUCGUACCAGACCUGAGUCUUACUACGGCCAACGCCCACCCCUGUCAACAUCAGCAUACGCUCAUCAACCGCCGCCGCCGCUUUCUGCGCAUAUGGGGCCUCCACCACCAUUCCCGCCUCCUCCAUGGAUGGCUGGACCGCCGCCUCCAAUGGGGCAUGCACUAGUCCAUCAACCCAUCCCUUCUCCCACAUACUCGGAAUUAAACCUUCCCAAUAGAGAUUUGGCAUCACGAUUUCGUCGUCCUCAAUCAGCUAUGGGAUUUCAACCCCCGCCUCCACCACCCGAGUACGAGCCAUCGAAAGAGAAGGCCCUCACAAGAAGGACAUCUGUAUCAAGGAAGGUUAGCAAGAACCACGACGAGAGAGACCGGAUGCCACCACCUCCACGUCCGGCUUCUACACAACCGCCCCGAGAACGAUUGGUAUUCCGCCCGCCACCACCCUCCCACACAGCUUCAAGGAGGAAGUCUGUCGGGUUUGAAGAUGACGAACUCGUCGACGCCGAUCCUUCUAUGUAUAAAGCCGUGGCACGGCGUGAAGUAGAAUACGGUUCCGGUGCUCUCCCUUCCUUUUCUCGACAGAGACACCAGAGCUUCGAUGCAGAGUCGGUCUUUGACGUUGAUCCCUCCUACGACAUGGAGCAAGCACCGCGUGGCCGACGAAACUCAUUCUACAACUUUGAGGACAAGGUACGUGACGCUUCUCGAUAUCAAGAAGACGUCAGCGGAGGAGGUGGACCGCCAUUGACAGCCGAGGCCUUGCGUCGUGUGAAGAACGAUGGGAGCAGCCGCUCAACUCGAAGCAGUGCAAGCCGUGACGAGAGCGACUAUAAGCAAUCUGCGACAACACGAACGACGAGAUCGAGCAGUGCAGAUGAUGACAUCACGAUCAAACUCCCUAUGGGUGCCGUUAUUGAAGUCGGAAAUACUAAGAUCCAUUGCAAGGACGGUGGUGAUAUCAAUAUUGGCCGUGGUAAUGGAACCUCCCGCGCGGGAGGUAGCGACCCCCCAGCUUCUACUUACGGCGAUGACCGGAAGAGUCGGGCGGAUCGAUCAGUGGCGCGAACUCGGGCCAGUUCGCAAGCCGGAUCAUACUCCCGUACACGCCACGCUCCGCCGCCUGUCUAUGCCCCCCCGUCUUCUUAUGCUCCACCGUCUUCCUACUACGACGACUACUACAAUUCUCAGUACCCAGCUCCCUACCUGGCUUACCACGAUGAUGAUGAUGAUAGCGAGUAUUCUUCUUAAUGCCAAGUCGCUAAAUUGAAGGAAUCUAUGAAUUUUUACGCUUUGUUUUUGAUUUACUGGGCAGCGGUUUACCUUUUUUUUUUGCCAUUUACAUUUGGUCAUUUGAAUAC